Molecule: messenger RNA, 1845 nt
Organism: Caenorhabditis briggsae
Lineage: Eukaryota; Metazoa; Nematoda; Chromadorea; Rhabditida; Rhabditidae
Exons: 8
Coding region: 1-1845 (614 amino acids)
Source: RefSeq, a predicted model, not a curated record
AUGAAACGAAGUUUUCUGCUGUUCUUGUUAUCUUUGAAGUUUUGUCAAAAUCAGUAUGUCACUCCACAGUAUGCCGAAAUUCGUGCCGUAUCAGCAAUGUGCAGUAGUGAUGGUAUAACUGCUUCAAUAGAUUUCGACAAACCAUUUACCGGAAAGAUCUACUCUUUGAAUUACGCCACUUCCAAUGACUGCCUCUACUACAAUAAUAUCGAUCGGGAUACUGUACUUUUCUCAAUUCCAGCUCAAUUGUGCGGAACGAAGUUGCAAAGAACCACGAGAAAUAUGAUCGAUCAGAUGGAGAAUAGAGUUUAUGUGCAGAUGGACAAAGACACCCAAACGUCUUCGGAUAAACAAUUCUCGUUUGUGUGCAGGUUAACCGACCCGCUGAAGACGGCUGCGGCUAAAGACGACGGAAUCGGAACAAAGGACUCUUAUCAACAACAGCCAAUUAGACCUGUUGCGAGCAGUGUGAGCACCAAAAUGCACUCAAAUCUCAUGCCAAUCAAACCGUCUGAAGUCCGUCAAGUGGCCGCAUUCUCACGAGAUUCUCACCUUGGAAACUGGCCGAUCCCGGGAGCAAAACCAUACGAACCUUCGAUGAAACCAGUAUCUACCUACCCAAUGUCACCGAUAUCACCUGAAUUAUCAGCUCCGAGCACUCACUUGGCAAAGGAUCCAUCAGAAGGAUAUGAAACUCGACUCAUUUCCACAGUUGGGAUUCCUUCGAUGCCUCCUCCAUUAUUCCCGAAUCUUCCACCUCUUCCAAUCCCUCAAAGAUCCCCUCAUGUGAUGGCUCGUGUUUUUACAACGUCUACUACUGCAUUUCCCCCAAUCAUGUUCACUUUUCCAACCACAACAACUCCUCCUCCUCUUCCAUUACCAAUUAUUCCGAAUGUUCAUUUCAAACAAGGAGUUGGAGUUCCAUUUGCUCCUGGAAUCCUUCCAUCUACAAAAGUGGAUGCUUCUCAAUGGAAUGAUCCGAAUGCAUAUGCAACUCCACCAACUGUUUCUAAUGUGGAUGUGACAACUCCUAAAACAUACCGAGAACAACCACCAACUGCAGAUGCGCCAUUUUCAUCGGAUAAUGCUAAUAGCAAGGAGAUCCACGAAGCAUCUGCAGAUGAGACAUCCGGUGCAAGCUCAGAAAAGAGCAAAAAACCUCAAUCAGAUGAUCCAGGAAGAAAUCCAGUUACAUCAGUGCUCAAAACAACUCAGGAGCAACAGAUCGAGCCAGAAGUUACACUGGAAAUUCAAAGAGGGGAAGGACCAUUUGCUCCACCGGUUACAACUCCAAUCAAAAUUGGAGACAAUAUUUCGCUGGUGGUGAAAGCCAAGAGUUACUUGAAUGAAACUGAUCAAUUCGAUAUGUUCGUCCACUCCUGCUUUGCAACAGACGGAAAAGGAGAUACAAAAGUACAGAUGAUUGAUGAGAAUGGAUGCGUAAUUCGUCGAGAGUUCGCUUCACCUCUCCAUCGAGCCAAGGAUUCCGAAAACAUGAUGUUCUACUAUCUGAUGAUAAAAGCUUUCAAAUUUCCUGGGCCCGAUGAUGUCUACUUUUCAUGUACAAUCGAGUUCACUCCGAUGAUCAAAGCUCCAAAUAUCUGCUCAAAACUGCGAAGAAGACGUGAAAUUUUGGAAGAGGGAAUGUCUGAAAUGAGGUUGUUUGACAGUGUCAGUGUCGAAUUGGACGAUGGAGAUACGAAUGUGAAGACAGAUCCUCUAAAAUCUGAAGACUGUGACACUGAAAAACAUCUCUACAUCCUUGUCAUAUGCAUCCUUCUGGCCUCCACAACGUUAUCACUUUUCUCCAAUCUUUAUCAGUAUAUCAGAGCACAAUACAAAUAG